GGAAUGGAACUGAGGGUUGAGGCAGAAUCACCAACCAGUGUGCCAUUUAUCUUAUGUUAAAUUAGCCAUUUAUUUUACAACAUUUAACUAAAUUCUUUAUAUCAUUUCAGGCUUACAUGAGAAUUUCAGUUUCUCUCCAUCUCCAUCUGCUCAAACGUCUCAUCCCUGCAAACUGCAACACAAACAGAAGGAGAAAAUGAAGAAAUCAAAAAGAGAAUCAAGAAUUUUGAUGGCUGCCUCUAUGCCCUGCAGUUCUGUUUCUGUGAGAGAAGCCAUCAACACUAAUCAACAACAAGGGCCUAACUCGGAUCAAGAGGCUUUGUGUGCUGGCCAGGAGUGUAAACAACACAAAUCUGAAUUUAAAAGUGUCGAUUCGUUUCAUGUAUCGCCGUAUUGCUGUUCUGAGUGUGGCAAACAAUUCCUGCAUAAGUGCAGUCUUACAGUUCAUAUAAGAAAACACACUGGAGAAAAACCUCAUUGCUGCUCUGAAUGUGGGAAACGAUUUUAUGACAGUUACAAGCUCCAAACGCACACAAGAAUCCACACUGGAGAAAAGCCCUAUGGCUGUGCUGAAUGUGGCAAACGAUUCAUUCAAAGUAGCCAUCUUCAGGCACACGCAAGGAUUCACACAGGAGAAAAACCUCAUUGCUGCUCUGAAUGUGGAAAACGAUUUUCUGACCGUUACAAUCUCCAAACCCACACAAGAAUCCACACUGGAGAAAAGCCGUAUAGCUGUGCAGAGUGUGGAAAAUUGUUCAAAAAAAGCAGCCACCUUCAGAGACACAAAAGAGUUCAUACUGGAGAAAAUCCAUAUGUUUGUUCUGAAUGUGGGAAAAGAUUUUCUGACCAUCACAGACUCCAAACACACACAAGGAUCCACACUGGAGAAAAGCCGUACAGGUGUGCAGAAUGUGGAAAAUUAUUCAUUGAAAGUAGUCACCUUCAGAGACAUACGAGAGUUCAUACUGGAGAAAAGCCAUAUGUCUGUGCUGAAUGUGGAAAAAGAUUCGCUGACAGUGGCAGUCUUCUUCUACACACACGAAUUCAUGCUGGAGAGAAGCCAUUUUGCUGUCCAAAAUGUGGAAAAAGAUUCCUCCAAAAUGGCGGUCUUCAGACACACUUAAGAAUUCAUACCGGAGAAAAACCUUAUUGGUGCUCUGAAUGUGGCAAGCAAUUUUCUGACAGACGUAGUUUUCGAAGACAUACAAGAAUCCACACAGGAGGAAAAUGUGGCUAAGUGUGGCAAACAAUUCACUGACCGUAGCCAUUUUCAGAGACACCCGAGUUUUUCCUGGAGUUCAUAGUGAAAACAACAGAAACAGUGCCAGAUGCGCUGGAUCACAGGACUAAUAAAGAGAAGCUUUCUGGCCCAUAUUGACAUCCUGCCAAUUAGCAUUAAGUCCAUAUGAAUUGCAAAAGAAAGCAUAAUUAGGAUCAAUGAAGGUUCUACACAGAGCCCUCGCCGCAAACUUAAAGGAUCUUAAUACAUAAUUCGCC
This is a messenger RNA of Erpetoichthys calabaricus (reedfish), 1497 nucleotides long. RefSeq names its product gastrula zinc finger protein XlCGF8.2DB-like. Gene Ontology annotation, cellular component: nucleus. Gene Ontology annotation, biological process: central nervous system development; regulation of transcription by RNA polymerase II. Gene Ontology annotation, molecular function: RNA polymerase II cis-regulatory region sequence-specific DNA binding; DNA-binding transcription factor activity, RNA polymerase II-specific. NCBI's taxonomy places the organism in Eukaryota, Metazoa, Chordata, Cladistia, Polypteriformes, Polypteridae. The record is from RefSeq and is a predicted model, not a curated record. The transcript has a single exon. Bases 197 to 1237 code for a protein of 346 amino acids.